CCUAAUAACUCAAAUCAUCCUCAAAAUUCACUAUAAAAAAAUUGAUAAGUAGCGGAUGUCCUAUUAUUUUCCUUAAUUAGUGAACUACCUCGUUCUUGUUAAUUGAUUAUUUCUUUUCCUUUUUAACUCAAAUACUCUACUUUGUUAUUCAAAUACCCCAGUUUCAAUCUACCUGAGUCACCUACAAAUCUACUCCAUCCAUGUUCGACAACUCCAGACAGAUCAAACUUGUGCCCGCAAGGUGUCUGAAUUAAUGUGCAUGUGGCGCUGUGCAAACUGAAACUGCUAAAUCCCUUUCUUCUGCCGGUCACAACGCUGCUUCCACGUGUUGGGCUUAAUGGCUUCCACAUGAUGAGGUUGCUCUUGCAUGUACGAACAUGCAUGGAAGUAGAAACAGUACGUGUGUACGUUAAGAUGGGCGGGAGUUUGGGCCAUGUGCUCCCCACGUGGGUUGGAUCUCUCCUCUUCCGCUUUUAUGAGCCCAACAAUUGGACCUUAUUAUAUUUUCAUAGGAGCUGAGCUGAGCUGCCUCUGUGGAUUUAUUUUAUCCAAUUUCCUUUCCCAUUUCAGGCUUUAAAUUCCAGUUUUAGUGACAGAAAUCGACACUGCUGUUGCUCUAUUUAUAGCCUACACCAUCAGCCAAGCAUCCCGUACAAAGCCUCCUCAUUCAUCACUCUAUCACGGAAGGGAUUUUGCACAGUACAAGCAGAUGGCGAUGGCUAAGUUUGCCUCUCUCUUGCUGUUGGCCCUUCUUGCCAUUUACAUGCUUCAGCCUGUGGUUUUGGCAUCAAGGGUUGGCGGCCACCGGAGAAGGAACCGAUAUGGCCCCGGGAGUCUAAGGAGCUAUCAAUGCCCGUCUGAGUGCAAGAGGAGGUGCAGCCGGACGCAGCACAGGAAGCCGUGCAUGUUCUUCUGCCAAAAGUGCUGCAGCAAGUGCCUGUGCGUGCCGCCGGGCUUCUACGGCAACAAAGCGGUCUGCCCUUGCUACAACAACUGGAAGACCAAGGAAGGUGGCCCAAAGUGCCCUUAGUCCAUCCAUCUUCUUACAUUUACUUAAUUUAUUAUUUGACUCUCUGUCUCGAUCUCUGUGUUUUUGAUGUUUUCUCCUUAAUUUCUGCUAGCUCUUGUUGUUUUUUGCUUUUGGGUCGUAAGUGCUCCACCUUGCUGUGCCAUGGAUUACGCCUUCGAUGUUCUUUGUUCAUUAUUUAAAUGUAAGAUCUGAACUACCGAUGGAUGGGGCAUGAAAUUAAUUCAGAUAUAUAGUGUGUCCACAACCGCCCUUUUAAGAAGUUUGAAUCAUUAAAUAAUCUGACCU
Molecule: messenger RNA, 1315 nt
Organism: Diospyros lotus (date-plum)
Lineage: Eukaryota; Viridiplantae; Streptophyta; Magnoliopsida; Ericales; Ebenaceae
Product: gibberellin-regulated protein 4-like
Exons: 5
Coding region: 710-1030 (106 amino acids)
Source: RefSeq, a predicted model, not a curated record